This is a messenger RNA of Spinacia oleracea (spinach), 1384 nucleotides long. Its product is annotated as adenylate isopentenyltransferase 3, chloroplastic. Gene Ontology annotation, cellular component: mitochondrion. The transcript is spliced from 2 exons. Gene Ontology annotation, molecular function: tRNA dimethylallyltransferase activity. NCBI's taxonomy places the organism in Eukaryota, Viridiplantae, Streptophyta, Magnoliopsida, Caryophyllales, Amaranthaceae. The record is from RefSeq and is a predicted model, not a curated record. Gene Ontology annotation, biological process: cytokinin biosynthetic process; tRNA modification. Bases 144 to 1079 code for a protein of 311 amino acids.
AUUAACUCAUAAAACGUACACAGUAAUCUUAUACUCCAUCUAUUUUUUGCGUUUGGUUCUCGUUUAAUUAUAAUCCCACUCCAUUUGUGUGACUUCAAUUCCUCCAAUAAACUUAAAGGUUGGAAACUAUAAGGUCACUUCCCAUGCAAAUGUGGAAAUUAGCUCAACCAUUACUAAAUAUGCAUCAAAGGGAAAAGGUGGUCUUCAUUAUGGGGGCAACCGGCACCGGGAAGUCCCGUCUCUCUAUCGACCUAGCCACGUCUUUUUCGGCAGAAAUAAUAAAUUCAGAUAAGAUUCAAAUUCACAAGGGACUGAAUAUUGUAACCAAUAAGGUGACAAAAGAAGAGCAAUGUGGGAUUCCACACCACUUGCUAGGCAUUGUGGAUCAAAAUGUUGAUUACACAGCUAAGGACUUCUGCCUCAUGGCCACACAUGCAGUGGAAUCUAUUCUCCUAAAAGACAAGCUCCCAAUCAUCGUUGGCGGGUCCAACACAUACAUUGAGGCUUUGGUAUCGGACCCGGAAUACGGGUUCAAAUCCAAGUAUGACUGUUGUUUCCUUUGGGUGGACGUAUGUCCUUCGGUCCUACAUAGUUUCGUGUCAUACCGGGUCGAUAAAAUGGUUGAAUUAGGUCUAGUAGACGAGGUCCGAGAAGCAUUUGACCCGCAUAACACGGAUUAUACAACGGGAAUAAGACGAGCCAUUGGGGUGCCCGAAUUAGACACGUACUUUCGAAUUGAACAUUGUGUAGAUGAAUCGGGUCGGGCCGACCAACUCCGUCGUGCCGUAAAUGAUAUAAAGGAGAACACAUGUAUUUUAGCAAACAAACAAUUGGAAAAAAUCAAGCGAUUGAAGCACGUAAAAGGAUGGAAUAUAAACCGUGUUGAUGCAACUGAGGUGUUUAAAAUGCGUAACAAAGAAGCUGCUGAUGAUGCUUGGAUGAAAACGGUAACCCACCCGUCACUUAAACUUGUGACCCGUUUUCUAAAUGAUAACACCAAUGAUUUGGAGUCCAAAUUCUCGACAAAAGUAGUAACCCAAAGCAUGAUUGGAAAGAACCACAUGAUUGCUACAACCUAGCUAGUGUCUAAAAACCGACACACAAAACUGCAAUCUCACAGUAAAAAUGCCAAAAAUUGUUUCCCUAAUAUCUAUAGUUGUUGUCUUAAAAAAACUCCGUACAUAUUAUUUAUUUAUUUAUUGAUUGGUUAAUUAGCUUUGGUGCUAAUUAAUUUUGUAGUUUUGGAAAAAGAUUCCAAAAUAUAAACACUAGUUAGCUACUUCGAUCAUUAUUGAAAAGAAAUGUAUAUAUUGAUCAAAGUUGCUAACAAAAAAUAAUGAUGCAGAAAGUGAUAAUUAUAUUGUACAGAGUACUACCUUGGUUA